UCUCAAUAAAUUGGUCAGGUAACGAAAGUUUUUUGUCUUUAUCGCACUUAUGUAAUUAGAAGUGUAGUUAUCACUAUUUAAAAUUUUGUAAUUCCCGCGUUACAAAGGACUUGCUUUUCUCCGUACUCGUCCCAUGCGUUUAUAAUACGUUCUUAUUUCUUAUACAUUUAAACGUACACAUUGAUAACCAUAUAAUAUAUAUAUAUAAUGUUUUAGCUGUCGCGUGCAUUUUAUUCGUGCACUUUUCAUCUAAUAUAAGAAAAAAAAAUACGUGUUUUUUCAUUAAUAAUUAUUUUUUAAAAAUCUAAAAAAAAUCGAAAAAUUAAGUUUUCCUCAUCUCCUGUUAUUUUAUAAAUUUAAUUUAAUAGAAAAUUUAAAAAAUGGCUACGACAGAGUCACUUGCUAAAGAAAUAGAUGUAGUUCAAAUAUUAAGGCAAUGGGAAGAAGACCAUACGUCAUCGUCAUACGAUCCAAUACCUACACUCAAAAGAUUAGCUGAAAUAAUUGAAUCGGAGACUGAAAACUACUUCAAGAUGGAUCCAGAUCCGUUUGAUGAACGACAUCCAUCUCGUACUGAUCCUGAUUGCAAUUUUGGUCACAUUCUUAAGGUUUUAUUUCGUAAAGAUAAUUUUAUGACUAAGCUUAUAAAUGACUAUUUAAGAGAUUCUUAUUACUCGAGAGCAGGAAUAACUGGCCGCGACGUGCGUCAAUUAAAUAUAGCGGCAUGCAGACUCAUGCUGGAUAUACUACCAGGAUUAGAAACAUCAGCAGUCUUUCAGCCAGACAACGAUGGUCUUAUUCACCGACUGUUUUCCUGGGCAGAAAAGAGCUCCGAACCGCUGAGGAGCUACGCAACGGGUUUGCUAGCAGCCGCAAUGGAAGUCCAAGACAUAGCUACGGGUUUUCGGGAGCAGAAUGCCAACUUGGUGCCGAUGAUGCUCCGACGUCUUCAUAUGCUUCAAGAAGAUCGUCAAUCUGUAUCAGUAAACACACGUCCCUUUGCAAGUUUUGGUCACAAUCGCCAUAAUUUCGGGGACACGGAGAACAAUAGUGUGCCGGGUAAAAGAAAAGUACGCGAUAAAUUAGAAAACGGCGUAAAGAGUCCCAACAAUUUGAGUUUUCUCAAUGAAGAGCCUCACAGUGUUGACAACGAAAUGCCUCCAUUGAAAAAACGUAGAAGUGCCAAUGAUGAUGAAGAACAGCUCAGCAUGACACCUAUCAAGACAAGUGAUUAUCAAGAAAUGAUGUCACCACCAUUAUCGAUACCCAAUACACCAAAUUCAUUCUCCACAAAUCAAGUUACACCAUCAAAGACACCAAAUCGUGCUACACCACCACGAAAUUUGACAGCUGCCCGUUCAAGUGCCACUCGUAAUCUUUCUCACAGUGUCAGCACUCCGUCGAUGCUUCUAGAGGGUAAUUCAAAUUCUUCAUGGGCAGAAAUGGAAUCAUAUGUAAUAGGAAAUAUUCAAAUGUAUCCACCAACAUUAGCGACUCAGCAGAUGCUUAUUUUACGUUAUCUAACACCUAUGGGAGAAUAUCAAGAAUUUUUAGUUCAUGUGUUUGAGCAAAAUGCGCUGGAACUUAUUCUCAAAUAUAUAAAUGUCCGUGAGACUAAAGACAGUCGUUUAGCGUUUGAAGCGCUAAAGUAUCUGGCCUCACUGCUGUGUCACAAAAAAUUCUCAAUUGAAUUUUUGGCAGCUAAUGGACUAGACAAACUGCUAGAUGUGCCAAGGCCCAGUGUAGCUGCGACAGGUGUUUCAAUAUGUCUUUAUUAUUUAGCUUAUUGUGAGGAUGCGCUGGAACGAGUGUGCCAGAAGUCAAACGUGAUAAUUUCAAAUUUAGUGACUUACGCGCUCUGGCUGCUGGAGCGCAGCCAUGACUCUGGUAGAUGUCACGCUACCAUGUUCUUCGGUUGUUCUUUUCCUUUCAAAGUUAUUCUUGAAGAAUUCGAUGCUCAAGACGGUCUGCGUAAGCUCUUUAACGUCAUCUCUACCCUACCAAUCCUCAAUAUCGAGGACGAAUCGUCUAUCAACGAUGACGAAGAGUGUGCGUCCCGUCAAAUAGUCCGUCACGUCGCUGUAGCUCUUAAGAAAUAUAUCGAGGCGCACUUGUAUCUCAAAGCAGAGCAACUUCAGCGAGUGGAGAAUGCGCGCACAGAGGUCGAGCCCUGUCAGCCACUACUGCCACACAAACCUUGUAAAUUUAAAAACGAAGAAGAAGUGCAGGAGAAAGUUGAGUUGCUACAAAAACUAAUGAACGUACGUGCUCACUGGCCUCCAGUUGAAAAACUCUAUGAACUAGGUUCUAUAACUUUGUUAUUACAAAUAAUAGCAUUUUCACGUGACUGGAUUUACAGUAAUCGCGCGUACAUGACAUCAAGCGCUGAAACUGUUCGUUCGUGUCUUGAUGUUAUUGCAGUGUGUACUGUGGUGCCAAAAGUAAUGCUAUUGCUGUGUGAUCGUGUUGAUAUGCAAGACCCCUCAAUGACAAUGCCAAUUAAUGUACUCCUUGCUGCAGCUGAGGGUGAUAUAAUUCCAGACGCAGAAGUUCAACGUGCGGCUUUACGUACAAUCGUUAAUUGUGUAUGUGCUCCAAUUCAUAGAGUAUCGGGUACAGUAGGACGUUACUCGGUUACUGGAUCAGCUAAAAAAAAGACAAACGUCUAUAAUGGCGAAGAAUUGAUCCAAAAAGUCUGGUCGAGUGUUAGAUCCAACAAUGGUAUAAUGUUCCUGCUUCAACUGAUGACAGUCAAGACACCUAUCACCGACGCUGACAGUAUCCGUGCUUUGGCUUGUCGUGCGCUCGCUGGCUUAGCACGCAGCGAAAAGGUUCGUCAAAUUAUCAGUAAAUUGUCAAUGUUUACCGAUGGACAGCUUCAAUUGUUGAUGAAAAAUCCAAUUCACAAUGAAAAACGUCAGGAGCACGUGAUGUUCCAAAAAUACGCAUUAGAAUUAAUCGAACGAGUAUCAGGUAAAGCUAAACCCACUGGUGCCGAGUAUGAAAUAUCUUUAGCAAGUUUACAUCGUGCAAAUGUUAUUGCACAGACACGAAUACAGUACGACAGACAGCAAUUAAAUCAAUUAAUUUAUCAGCAUUUAGUGUCUGAAGGAUUGGAUCGCGUGGCAACGGAACUUCAGCGUGCGGUUAAUUUAGACACUCACGCAAUAAUGAAACCCGUUACUUCGUAUCAGCCAUUUACGUAUAGCAGUCCUGCGCCAUCAGUGGUAACCCGUCCAGGAUUUUCACCCGUUCCACCGGUCUACAUUUACAACACCAGUCGUAACAACCAACGUGACACUUUUAAUCGGUCAAAUAACAUGCAAACUCCACCGUCAUCAUCACGUUUUAUCUCACAUACUGCCAGCACACCGACAACUCCAGGUGUUCGUAUGAAAUUAUCCGACAGUCUCAGUACUCAGACACCAAUUACCACUAAUCAGCCAAUAAAACUCCAAAUAAAUCAAAAGAAGCAUCAGCAAGAUAAAAAUAAUUCUUCAAUGACACUAGGCCAGUCAUUACAAACACCCUCUAGCAGAUCUUUACAGAAACAAACAUCACGAGAUCCUGGAGCUGUUGUAAGUGGAUCAGACUUACCCAUAACAUCAUUGACGUCACCAUCAAUCACCUUGGACUCGAUAAUAACUGAGUACCUGACGAAUCAACACGCGCUUUGCAAAAAUCCAAUGGUGACCUGUCCCAAGUUCAAUCUCUUCCAGCCACACAAGUGUCCCGAUCCACGACCUAAGAGUUCAGCAGCGACGAAUAUUACCGUACGCGCAACACGCAGACAGUUUGGUAUAGACGACAGGCGUCUCGAUCGACGGUAUAUUUACAGCAGAUUCUGUCCAGUAAAAACUUUUCGUCCCACCGAUGUCGAGGGUACCUUCACAUGCUGCACAUUUUCCCCAGACCAGCAGUCUCUCAUGCUCGGUACCUACUCUGGGGACGUUAAAAUGUUCAACGUUCACACGGGGAUUGAAGAAGCCUCGUAUCAGUGCCACGAGUCGUAUGUUUACCAUAUGGAGUGCAAUAAACGCGGUGAUUUAUUACUUACUUCGACUGUCUGGAGACGGCCCAUGUCUGCUUUGUGGAGCAUCGGGGUUUUCUUUGAUAUGAAAAUGCCAAUCGAAGCCGAGGAUUAUGUCGAGUUCAGUAAAUUACAGGACAAAAUAAUCGGUACUCAAAAUGAAAGCGCAACAAUAUACGAUAUUGCAACGGGUAAAUUAAUUAGCACAUUGACACCAUCGAUAUCAUCAAACAGAUACACCAAAAAUCGUGCAACCUUCAGUAUGAAUGAUGAGUUAGUUCUCAGUGACGGUAUACUCUGGGAUGUUAACUCUGGGAAAGAGAUCCACAAGUUUGAUAAAUUAAAUCAAGCACUGAAUGGAGUUUUUCACCCAAAUGGUACUGAAGUUAUUGCAAAUACUGAAGUUUGGGAUCUCAGAACAUUCCAUUUGCUCAAUACUGUCCCGUCAUUGGAUCAGAUGAAAGUUAUUUUCUCUCCAAUAAAUCAUGUUAUCUAUGCGUCACUAUUUGACCAAGACACUGAUGAUGAGUCUAGUUACGUAACGUCUUUUAAAACUCUAGAUGCGUUGGAUUACUCCAACAUCGCGACCUACGAUGUAAAGAGAGGAAUUUACAGUCUUGCUUGCAAUAAAUACGAUACGCAGAUAGCCAUUGUCGAGAAUCAGGGGGACUUUGACAGUGUCCAGGAGUCUUGCGUCAGACUUUACGAUGUCGGUAGACGACGCGAUGAUGAAGAUGAAGCUGACGAAGACGACGAUGAAGAAGAUUUAGAUGCCAGCGACGACGAUGGCUCUAACUCUGGUUCCGAUGACAACAACGCCGAUGAUGCCGAUAAUGCCGACCAAGCCGGUGAUGACAACGCGGAUGAUCAGAAUAUAAAUGACGGCGAGGACAAUGACGACGAGGACGACGAUGAUGACGACGACGACGACGACGACGAUAGUCUUGAUGGAGAUGAUUCACCCAACGAGAGCGUCGACUAUGAUCCCAACUCGCCUGACUACUCGCUCUCCGAUAUCGAUGAUUUUGAAAUUCUUUACCCGUAAUUUGGUUGUGAUCUUGCCAAUAAUAAUUAUUUCUUAAGUCGAAACUCUUUCAAUUACUGAUUAUUAUUUUUUUUAUCGAUAUUUAAAUUCAAAUUCACGUGCGUUGAACGCAAGUUUAUGCAGAUGGUUUUUUUUUUUUACGAUAAGAAUUUUUUUUUUGUUUUCAUGUGAAAAUGUAUAAAUGAGUAAACUUUUUGCUAUUGUAUGUAUGCCGAGUAAAUACAAGAUUUUAAAAAUAGGAAUAUUAUACACUUAUAAUUAUUAUUGAUAGUUAUUAAUUAUUAGUAAUUAUAAUUAAUAUUAUUAUAAUAAUAAUUAUUGUAAGAUAAGUUACUAUGAGUAGAUGAAAAGAUAUA
This is a messenger RNA of Microplitis demolitor, 5431 nucleotides long. It is a transcript of the gene mahj, whose product is annotated as DDB1- and CUL4-associated factor 1. Gene Ontology annotation, biological process: protein ubiquitination. Gene Ontology annotation, molecular function: protein binding. The transcript has 4 exons. Gene Ontology annotation, cellular component: Cul4-RING E3 ubiquitin ligase complex; nucleus. Lineage: Eukaryota; Metazoa; Arthropoda; Insecta; Hymenoptera; Braconidae. Bases 381 to 5075 code for a protein of 1564 amino acids. The record is from RefSeq and is a predicted model, not a curated record.